AUGCAUCAAAAAUACAUUUUAAUAUCUCUCUUAGCAGCCUCUGCUAGCGCAAUUUGGCCCUUUGAUGAUGAUGAAACCAGCAGUAGCGACAGUAACUCUGCGUCUGCUACCUCCUCCGGUUCAUCAUCUACCACUACUGAUUCCGGAGGAAUCGGAAGUUUCUUUGGGUUCGGUGAUGAUUCAAGCAGCAGCAGCAGCGGCAGCGGUAGCUCUGCAUCUGCUACUUCAUCCGGUUCUGGUUCUGGUUCCAGUAGCUCAACAACGGAGUCAGAAUCAUCAUCGUCCAGUACCGAUUCCGGAGGAAUCGGAAGCUACUUUGGUUUGGGCGGGUCGUCGCUGAGAAAUCCGUAUGAACCAUAUGAAACUCAAUGUCCUGACAGUCAAUUGAUUAGACUUGGAAACAAUAUUUCCGAUCAGGAAGCAGAAUACAUAUCGAAUAGACAAGUUAAUACGAACAAGAAUUUAAUUGACUUCUUGCUGAACACCGCUAAUCUAACAGACUUCGAUGCGGAACUGUUCGUAAACAAUGCUCCCAAGAACAUUACAAUUGGGUUGGCCUUCAGUGGUGGUGGGUACAGAGCGAUGUUGAACGGUGCCGGGCAAUUGCUUGGUUUAGAUGGCAGAUACGAUGAGGCAAAUUCUAGUGGUCUUGGGGGUAUUUUGCAAAGUUCCACUUACUUAGUUGGACUUUCAGGUGGUAACUGGCUCGUGGGGUCGAUCGUAUUAAAUGAUUUCAUUUCAGUCGCUGAUAUAGUAGAUGGUUCAGCAGGGAUUUGGGACUUACUGGACUCGAUUUUCAAUCCUGGCGGAAUCAAUGUCCUUGAUACCACGGAAUACUAUAAAGAUGUCUACGAUUCGGUCAGUGCCAAGGAUGAUGCUGGAUUUGACGUCUCUAUCACCGAUGUUUGGGGAAGAGCUUUAAGCAGCCAGUUUUUCAAAGACGGUAAUGGUGGAAUUAAUAUCACUUGGUCUUCAAUUAGGAACUUGUCCUCUUUCCAAAGUUACGAAAUGCCGUUCCCCAUUGUCGUUUCCAAUGGUAGAACCCCAGGAUCCACCGUCAUUAACGAAAAUUCUACGGUCUUCGAAACCAGUCCUUUUGAAUUGGGAUCUUGGGACCCAUCUUUAAGGUCUUUCACUAACACUGAAUUUAUGGGAUCUUUUGUAGAUAAUGGAACGAACUCUUCCCAAAAAUGUUACGCCAAUUUCGAUAACGCAGGUUAUGUCAUGGGUACAUCUUCUUCAUUGUUUAAUGCAGUCAUCUAUAACUUACCAAGUUCUGACUCGCUUCUUUCAAGUGCCAUCAAUUCGGCUUUGACCUCAGUUUUGAAUUUAGUCAGUUCUAAAGAAAUAGAUAUUGCUACUUACUACCCGAACCCGUUUUCGGAAACUGAUUAUGGUGAUGUGAAGAGCAUUUCUCAAAAUGAUACGUUGUAUCUUUGCGAUGGUGGAGAAGAUGGACAGAAUGUUCCAUUCUAUCCUUUAAUACAGACUCCUCGUGGAGUGGAUUUGAUUAUUGCUUUUGACAAUUCAGCAGAUACAGAUCUGAACUGGCCAAAUGGGACCUCAAUUAUUGACACUUAUCAACGUCAAUACACUGAUCAAGGUAAAGGUUCACCAUUUCCCUAUGUGCCUGCUGUGGACGAAAUGAUUAAAUUAACAGACAAACCUGUCUUUUUCGGUUGUGAUGCCGCAAAUAUGUCAGAUAUAAUAGACUAUCAUGGAGAUAAAAAUCUCAACGUCACGGAUAUUCCAUUGAUUAUUCAAAUUUUUAAUAAAAGAGAAUCGUAUGAUACAAAUACUUCAACUUAUAAGAUGUCUUAUGACUCAGAUGAAGUGCUUGGUAUCAUACAGAAUGGAUUUGAAGUCAGUACCUUGAAGAAUUUGACUGAUGACAGCGAUUGGGCCAAAUGUGUUGGAUGUGCAGCCAUCAGAAGAACACAGGAAAGAUUGGGCGAAACACAAUCCGACGAAUGCAAAUCAUGCUUUGAAAGCUAUUGUUGGACUGGAGGAUCUGAGAAGGCGGCAUCUUCGCAAGCCCCUCUUCUGUCAUCUUCUACCUCUGCUUCUGGAUCUGCCACUGCCGGUGCAACUUCUUCCUCUACGAAGAAGAAGGGUGAUGGUAAUAGAAACUCAUUAUCUUCUCGUAUCCUCACAACAGCUACAUCUAUUCUUCUUAUGUUUAUAUUCUAA
This is a messenger RNA of Dujonia railenensis, 2190 nucleotides long. The record is from the annotation of a GenBank genome assembly. Lineage: Eukaryota; Fungi; Ascomycota; Pichiomycetes; Serinales; Debaryomycetaceae.